This is a messenger RNA of Aspergillus mulundensis, 3720 nucleotides long. Its product is annotated as putative cell division control protein Cdc25. Gene Ontology annotation, cellular component: plasma membrane. Bases 1 to 3720 code for a protein of 1239 amino acids. The record is from RefSeq and is a predicted model, not a curated record. Gene Ontology annotation, molecular function: guanyl-nucleotide exchange factor activity; protein binding. NCBI's taxonomy places the organism in Eukaryota, Fungi, Ascomycota, Eurotiomycetes, Eurotiales, Aspergillaceae. Gene Ontology annotation, biological process: Ras protein signal transduction; positive regulation of GTPase activity. The transcript is spliced from 3 exons.
AUGUACGGAACUCGCGUCCUCGAUCCAUUGGCUGUCGACCAGGGAUCAGCGCCGAUGAGCAAGACAAAGGCUUUGGUCACUGCCUUCGAGAAGUUCGAGUACGAUUACCCCGAGAAGCCGAUGGCUAAUACUUUGGCCCCGAGAAACCGGAGCCGCGGAGGAAGCCUGUCAUUUUCCCAGAGAGACAUCGUGACAGACCACUCGCCUAAACGACAUAUACCCCCCAUGAAGUCGCCUAGCCCGGAGCCGGCGCCCGCACUCUUUGUGCGGGCCAUGUAUGAUUAUGAUGCAGAUGAUCACACAAGUUUGAGUUUUAGACGUGGGGAUGUCAUUCAAGUCCUCAACCAGCUCGAGACCGGCUGGUGGGACGGUGUCAUCAAUGGCAACGUUCGGGGCUGGUUCCCCAGUAAUUACUGUGCCGUGAUUACCGAUCUGGGCGAACUCGAGGGUCACGUAUCACAGGUUCACCACGAAGACGAUAUCAGCGCGGAUUCGGGUGCUGGCGAGGAUUUUGAGGAGGAGCACGACGAUGGUGCCGAAUCGCCUGCAAAUGCUCGCGACUCGCACCCGAUCUUACCUAUUGAGGGAAAUGAUCCUCCCAGUCAGCAAGAGGAAGCGGCUUUCUGGAUCCCCCAAGCGACUCCCGAUGGUCGCCUAUUCUAUUUUAACACACUUACCGGCUAUAGCACCAUGGAACUGCCCUUCGAAAACCCAUCGGCUAACGAGACUGGCCCAUAUGACCGUAACAACUUCUUCGUACCUGACCAGACUCGACCUCCACCGGAGCUGAUGGCUCGUGGGUUUGAGCGAGAUGAAGACGACUACGAUGGCUCGGCAUCCGAGGCGGAGGGCGAGUCGCUUAUGCUUGCUUCGCACGACUCAAUGUCUCGACGACGCCAGUCAUUUAUGGAUGGGGUUUCGCCUGCCACAUCUUUGGAUUCCUUACACCCGCCUUCUGCAACCAAAUCCAUGAAUGAGGGGAAGAGUCCUCUUGGGCGAAGCCCUAACAGACUUUAUGGUUCUACAGGCGCAGGAAGCAGCACUUCGAUCUCAGAACCCAUGCACAGGCCUUCGGUUUCAUCCCGAGUUUCUCAGCAUUUCUUCGACGAUAAUACAUCAUCGCCUAUCACCUGGUCCUUGCUUGUGGACAACAUUUCUAACUCUGUGGAAAUCUACCGGCAGGCGUUGUUAAGUGGCGAUCGCGCAGAGUUUGUGCGAAAGGCCGAGGACAUCUCCGACCACCUGCGUAUGCUCUUAGCGGCUGGCUCUGAUACCACUGAUAACCACUCCGGAAACCCCUCGAUAAUUUCCGCCAAUAAGCCUCUGUACCAGCAUUUCCGGGAUAUGAUGUCUAAAUUCUCCAAGUUGGUCCUUUCGUCGCACAUGGCUGCUGCUGACUGGCCGGGCGCAGAUGCUGUCAACAAGUGUCUUCAAGAAGCCGACGGCGUUAUGCAGGGGGUCUAUAAUUACGUCGAAGUUGCAAGAAAUCAACGUGGCGAUUACAUUCGUCGGAUAGUUCCCGGUUUCGUGAUGGGUAGUGCCUCAGGUGGCUCGUGGCAGAACAAUGGUGUUUCACUAAACGACUCUGGCCCCACGUCAUUCCUGGACCAAGACGGUGCGGACCUACGACCCGAGCCAAAUGUUCCUUUGGAGCCGAACGUCGUGGACCAUAUUGAUGUCCUUCGGAGGUCUUUUGUUGGUACCAUUCGUCGCGUGGAGGAGCGGUUGACCCUCAAUCAAAAGAAGAUUGUUACCGUGGCCGAGCAUGAAGAAAUGGGCGAAUUGAUCGCCGCAGCUGCUGUCAAGGUUGUUGAGCAAUUUCGCCCCUGGGUUUCUGCCGUUGAAUCAAUCAAUUUGGGACCUUUGGGAACCAGUUUCCAGAACCCUCAGCUCAUCGAUUUUAGCUCGCAAAAGCAACGAGCUUACGAUGCCAUUGCUGACUUCGUUGUUAGCUGUCAGGCUGUUUCGGCGCCGCUCGGCGACGAAUGGGCGGAACUUCGCGGUGACUCGCUUGAGGAUCGCUUAAAUGCCGUCAGGGGUGUUGCCAGACAACUCGAGAACUAUGUCUCUCAAAUUGGCUUCUCCCUUUCGCUCCUUCUUGAACAGGUGCCCGAAACGACCAAGUUACGUAGCGAAAGUCGCAUCGGCGGCGAUGCCGAUAUUUCUACAGGUCUGCAUAGCCGCUCUGAGUCGCGUUCGACCGAGAUUGGUGUGCCGUCGGCACAUCCUCUCGACGGGUCCCCGGAGAAGGUGCGUCGUAACAUGGACAAAGCCCAGAGGUUCUUUGGACAAGCUCCACCCGCCGCCAUAACAAGAGAGCCUAUCCGAGAGCUGGCCCGCGAGCCCGAAGAGACGCCGUGGUACUUGAAGAUGGAUCACGAAGGCGAAGUGUUCUACGAUACCAAAAAUGAAGUGCCAACUCUCAAAUGUGGUACAUUGGCGGGUCUGGUAGAACAUUUGACCCGCCACGACAAGCCCGAUAUGUCUUUCAACAGCACCUUCCUCCUCACCUAUCGCUCUUUCACCACUGCAGGUGAGCUUUUCGAGAUGAUCAUGCAACGAUUCAAUAUCCAGCCUCCUUUUGGUUUGAACGCCGAUGAGAUGCAGAUGUGGGUAGACAGGAAGCAAAAGCCAAUUCGGUUUCGCGUGGUCAACAUCUUGAAAACCUGGUUUGAGAACUAUUGGAUGGAGCCAAAUGACGAGUCACACAUGCAGCUCCUCGAGCAUGCGCAUUCCUUCACCAAGGAUUCAAUUGCCACCACGAAGACCCCUGGUUCUACUCAACUUUUGACGGUCAUUGAACAGCGUCUACGGGGUCAGGAUACUACUGUCAAACGACUUGUGCCCACGCAAGCGACGCCCGCCCCGACUCCUAUCAUCCCCAAGAACAUGAAGAAGUUAAAGUUCUUGGAUAUUGAUUCCACAGAGUUCGCCCGUCAGCUUACCAUUAUCGAGUCGCGCUUAUACUCGAAGAUCCGACCCACGGAAUGUCUGAACAAGACCUGGCAGAAGAAAGUUGGGCCUGAGGAGCCUGAACCCGCCGCUAAUGUGAAGGCCCUGAUUCUGCACUCGAAUCAGCUUACCAAUUGGGUUGCUGAAAUGAUCCUCAACCAAAGCGACGUGAAGAAGCGAGUGGUUGUCAUCAAACAUUUUGUCAAUGUUGCAGAUAAAUGCCGGGCCCUGAACAACUACUCCACAUUGACAUCGAUCAUUUCGGCCCUCGGAACGGCCCCUAUUCAUCGCCUUUCCCGCACCUGGGCUCAGGUCAGUGGGCGCACGUCUGCCAUUCUAGAACAGAUGCGCAGGCUUAUGGCGAGUACCAAGAACUUUGGCGAAUACCGUGAAGCUCUCCAUCUCGCUAAUCCGCCUUGCAUUCCCUUCUUUGGCGUGUAUCUCACGGAUUUGACAUUUAUCGAGGACGGUAUCCCAUCGCUUACGCCCUCCGAGUUGAUCAAUUUCAACAAACGCACCAAAACGGCAGAGGUUAUCCGUGACAUCCAACAAUACCAGAACUCGCCCUACCUCCUAACCCCUGUUACCGAAUUACAGGAGUACAUCCUGAGUAAUUUACAAGGGGCGGGUGAUGUACACGACAUGUACGAUCGAAGUUUGGAAGUGGAGCCGCGAGAACGAGAAGACGAGAAAAUUGCGAGGUACGCCACCGGUGGUAGAGACAUGAGUGCCCUGACUUUCGGGACUCUGCUCAUGUCAUCGCGAUGA